AAAACAUUUGGCAGCUGCAUAUUUCAAGUUCAUUUCCUGUUAUAGUGUCUAUGUAGACUCCCAGUGAUACACUUUUCAUGUAGACAGCUGCACUGACCUCCUGCAGACACAAUACAAGCGGACUACAGCCUGAUUUUCUGUUCUUAAUGGGGUGGCCACUUUUGCUGUGUCUUGCUGCCCUGCUCUUUAUGAGUGGGGUGGCAACAGGACAAACCACAGAUAUACUAUCUCCGCCACCAGAGAUAAUAGUAGAACUAGAGACAACAAAACUACCAGAGCUACCACCCCCAGGUCUUCAUAUUCCUGACACUUUCUAUCCAUUCUGGAAUGGAACAGCAGUUGAUCUUUUUGCUAAUAAUGGAAUUACGGCUCACAUACUUCAGCAGGCGUUCCGAUACUUUGGAUCCGAUGAGUACAUAAUAUAUGUGAAUAGGAAUGGUGUACUGAGUUUCGUAGAGCCACUCACUGACUUCAGUCCUGCGCUGUAUGAAGGCACUAAUAUCAUCGCUCCACUCUGGACUGACUUUGAAAUUGACUACAGUGAAAAAGUCAUCUAUCAGGAAGUCACCAGUGGUCCUCUUCUGUCACAAGCUGCACAAGAUAUUAAUACCAUGUUCCCAGGGAAUAAUUUUUACCCUACAUUGCUCUUUAUAGCCACUUGGGAAACAAUGUCAUUCGCCAACAACACAGGGAAUGCGACAUUCCAAGCAGUCUUGGUUUCUAAUGGUGCAGAUGCCUCUUACAUCAUGCUAAACUACGGACAAAUUGAUUCUACGGAUCAGUACUGGCUGGCUGGCUAUGAGGCAGUGGAUGGCAGCUACAGUUUCAUUCCAGAAGCAGACAUCGUUCGCCUCUCUUCAACUAGUAACGUCCAGAUUCCCGGUCGCUGGGCUUUCCAAGUUGCCACUCCGGUCACUCCGGUCUUGUCUACUUGUCAGAUGCUGAACUGCACUUGGGAUGAAAUCUGUAGCCAGAUACAUGGAACUUAUGGCUGUGCCUGUGGGCAAAACAAUCCAAGGCCAAACACAGACACUUAUGAUGCCACUGAAACCUGUUCAGGCAGUACUGGAUCACUGUCUCUGUCUCGCUGUCAGCUCUUUGAAGCCGGAUAUUCUGCAGAUGUUCUCCACCUCAAUGACCAAAGCUGCAAAGGGGUGGUCCAAAAUGACAGGCUGGUGUUCAACUUUGACAGUAAUGCCAACAUGUGUGGCACAACUCUGGAGAAUAACGCCACACACAUCAUCUUCAAGAACAACGUUGGGACGACUGACGGGAUAGGUGUGAUCAGUCGCAGUGGUGGGCUCAACAUUGCCUUUUCCUGUGUGUAUCCACUCAUCCAGAGCAUCUCCAUGCCCAUGGCCAUCCAAGCCACAGGAAGUGUAAUCAGCAAGGAACUGUCUACCGAGGGCACGUACCAGAUCAGGAUGAUCCCAUAUCCUGAUUCUCAGUUCCAGGCUCCAUACUCUGGCAAUGUGACCCUACAAACGAACCAGCAGCUUUAUAUAGCUGUGGAAGUGGAUCAGUUUGACAGCAAUCAGAUCGCCCUUGUGCUUGACAAGUGCUGGGCCACACCUGUCAACCAGAUGGACUAUUACAUCCGCUGGGACCUGAUCAUUGAUGAGUGUCCAAAUCCCGCCGACGGCACGGUGGUAGUGUUCCAGAAUGGUAUGUCUACAUCCAGCCGCUUCUCCUUCAGGAUGUUCACGUUUACCAGCUUCAAUAGCAACAUCUACCUGCACUGCCAAGUCCACCUCUGUCUGCUCGGAUCAGACAACUGUGCACCGUCAUGCAAUGGAGAACUUGGCAGAAGACGCCGAUCUGCAGAUUUCUACGACUCGGCUGCUAUUACCAUGGGAUUUUGAUUUGUUUGAUUGAAACUUGUGAUGUAACAGGGCUAUAAUUUCCUCUUUCUCUUUGUUCUAUGUUUAAUCAAAGUAUUGCUAUGGCUUAAAAUGAAUCAUUAAACUAAUUAAAAAAUCUAAAGUUCAAAAUCAAUUCAAAUUCAAAAUCAAAAUUAAGCUGCAGUUAUAAUUCCAUUGCAGGUGAUUGUACUCAUCUGUACUGCUGUACUCAUUGUUCUGUCUAAUCAGUAGUAAUUAAUAAUACAUCAGUAAUAAUAAAUGAUAAAUUCUUAUUCUUA
Pangasianodon hypophthalmus (striped catfish) is the source of this 2140-nucleotide messenger RNA. RefSeq names its product alpha-tectorin. The record is from RefSeq and is a predicted model, not a curated record. The transcript is spliced from 16 exons. NCBI's taxonomy places the organism in Eukaryota, Metazoa, Chordata, Actinopteri, Siluriformes, Pangasiidae. The coding region runs from base 147 to 1862 and encodes 571 amino acids. Gene Ontology annotation, biological process: cell-matrix adhesion.